Antechinus flavipes (yellow-footed antechinus) is the source of this 3848-nucleotide messenger RNA. It is a transcript of the gene SLC24A1, whose product is annotated as solute carrier family 24 member 1. The transcript is spliced from 6 exons. Gene Ontology annotation, molecular function: calcium channel activity; calcium, potassium:sodium antiporter activity. Gene Ontology annotation, biological process: calcium ion transmembrane transport; long-term synaptic depression; intracellular calcium ion homeostasis. The coding region runs from base 1 to 3033 and encodes 1010 amino acids. Lineage: Eukaryota; Metazoa; Chordata; Mammalia; Dasyuromorphia; Dasyuridae. Gene Ontology annotation, cellular component: membrane. The record is from RefSeq and is a predicted model, not a curated record.
AUGGGGAAACUGAUCAAAUUUGGGAGGCAGGAGAAGCGGUUAGCUCGUUGUAAGAAGCUCCAAUGUAAUCGAGUCCUUUUUCUUUUGGGCAUGAUACUCAUUGGCUCUUCUUACCACUUUCUGAAGAACCACUGGUCCAUGCCUAAACUGUGGACAACCAUGUAUUCUCAGAACCCUGUGAAAAUGGCCAGUCGGGAUCUUUCUGAUAGUGAAACAGUAAUAUCAAACAGUGACCAUCAGGAAUCCAUUCUAGAAAUGGAAGACAGUACACUGCACUCACAAGUUACAGAAGGCAGGGACAAGUUAACAACCUCAGCAACUAUUGCAAAGAAAAACUUAAACACACCCAGGAGAAUAAUGGAUAACUCUACCCCAGGGACUCCAGAGACACCUAGGAGAAGGAAGAAAAAUUAUACUCCAACCACAUUCAGUAGAAAUGUUCAGAGACCUACCUCAACUACUCCUAAAAAAAUUGAGAAUCAUGUGAUUAUUCCCAAGGUAAAAGAGAAAAUCAAUGACACAAUGACACUUAGGAAAACAAUGGAAAAGAAGCUUCUGGCUAUCCCCAAAAGAACAGUAAAAAAUAUCCCAAGAACCCCCAAAGGAAUAGUUGAGAAUACCCCAACUAGUUUAAAAAGAAUAAUAGAGAACACUGUCUCACCUUCAGCAAAAGUAGUAGUACAAACAACUCCAACUAUUCCUAAAAGAAUAAAGGAAAAAAACCCAGCUGUUCCCAAAAGAGUAAUGGAGAAUACUUCAAUUACCUCCAAGAGAGUAGUGGAAAAGAAGAAUUCAAAUAUUUCAAAGAGAAGAGGAGCAGAAAAUUCCCCAACUGCUCAUCCAACAAUGAUGGAGACAAGCACUGUGGUACCUAGCACAACAGUGGAGAACACCACCUCUCCUGGAUUGGGAGUCAUGAAUACCCCAACCAGAGCUAGGGUAUGGACAUCGAGAACCUCUUCAACCAGGGUGAUGAUGAAGAAAACUUCUUCAGUCACUCUCAGGGAAGGAGCACAUAACACAACAUCCUCUGCCAUGGGCAUCAUUACCCCUACCGCCCAGAUCCGGGACUGUGUUUUUGUAGAUCAUGUCCCAACAGUUCCUGUCAGCCUUUCUCCUUCAACAGAAAUGACACCUCUUUCUGAUGAGGAUAGCCAUAGCUCCCCUACAGAUCCUAAACUGUUGGGCUUUCAUCCCAAGGGAGAAUACCCUGAAGACCUGUUCAGUGUGGAGGAACGGAAGCAAGGCUGGGUGGUCUUACAUCUCUUUGGAAUGAUAUAUGUGUUUGUGGCUUUGGCCAUUGUGUGUGAUGAAUUCUUUGUCCCAGCAUUGGGAGUCAUCACCGAUAAGCUACAGAUCUCUGAGGAUGUGGCUGGAGCCACCUUCAUGGCAGCUGGGGGCUCUGCUCCUGAGCUCUUCACAUCACUCAUUGGUGUUUUCAUCUCUCACAGCAAUGUGGGCAUUGGCACAAUUGUGGGCUCUGCUGUGUUCAAUAUCCUCUUUGUCAUCGGCACUUGUGCUUUGUUCUCCAAAGAAGUCCUCAACCUCACUUGGUGGCCCCUGUUCCGAGAUGUCUCCUUUUAUAUCUUUGACUUGAUGAUGCUCAUCAUCUUCUUUUUGGACAGCAUGAUCACCUGGUGGGAGAGCUUAAUGCUCCUCAUGGCUUAUGGUUUCUAUGUCUUUACCAUGAAAUGGAACCAACAACUUGAAAUCUGGGUUAAAGAACAGCUUAACAAGAGGACAGUGCCCAAGAUUAUGAUUGGAAUAGGUCUCAAUAAGACAGGCAAUGGUGACAUCCCUGUGGAUGAUGUGGAAGACAGCAAGAAACUGAAGGAGGGUGCAGCUGCUGCAGGAGAGGAUAAAGGUGAAGGUGAAGAUAAAGAUAAAGUUCUGUGUGGAAAUGAAGCAGGAGAAAAAAAUGAAGAUGAACCCCAAGGUCAGAACAAAGAUGAAAUUCAAGGGAAAAGUCAAGGUCAAGGGAGAGAGGAAGAAGACAAGGAGGGUAAAAAAGACCAUGGAAAGGGAGAUGCAGAAAGAGAUGAAGGUGGAAAAGAAGGUGUAAAGGAAGGUGAAGAAAAAGGUGAAGAAGAAGGUGAAGAAGGUGAAGAAAAAGGUGAAGAAGGUGAAGAAGAAGGUGAAGAAAAAGGUGAAGAAGAAGGUGAAGAAAAAGGUGAAGAAGAAGGUGAAGAAGAAGGUGAAGAAAAAGGUGAAGAAGAAGGUGAAGAAGAAGGUGAAAAAGGUGUAGAAGAAGGUGAAGAAAAAGGUGAAGAAGAAGGUGAAGAAGGGGAAGAAAAAGGUGAAGAAAAAAGUGAAGAAAAAGGUGAAGAAGAAAGUGAAGAAGAAGGUGAGGAUGGCAGUGAAGAUGAAGAUGAGGAUGCGGAAGAAGAUGAAGAGGAGGAAGAAGAAGAAAAUGAGGAGCCUCUGACACUAGAAUGGCCUGAAACAAAAUCUAAACAGGCCAUUUACCUCUUCAUUUUUCCCAUCAUUUUCCCUCUGUGGCUGACAAUUCCAGAUGUCAGGAGACCGGAAUCUAAGAAGUUCUUUGUAAUCACAUUUCUGGGCUCCAUCCUGUGGAUAGCCAUGUUUUCAUACCUCAUGGUGUGGUGGGCUCACCAGGUUGGUGAAACAAUUGGGAUUUCUGAAGAGAUUAUGGGCUUGACAAUCCUAGCAGCAGGCACUUCAAUUCCUGACCUCAUUACAAGUGUUAUUGUUGCCAGAAAAGGCCUAGGAGAUAUGGCUGUUUCCAGCUCAGUGGGCAGCAACAUAUUUGACAUCACUGUAGGUUUGCCAGUUCCCUGGUUUCUCUUCUCUCUCCUCAACGCGCUUCAGCCUGUCCCAGUGAGCAGCAAUGGCUUGUUCUGUGCAAUUGUUUUGCUCUUUCUCAUGCUCCUGUUUGUGAUCUCUUCAAUUGCAGUCUGUAAAUGGAAAAUGAACAAAAUUCUAGGAUUCAUCAUGUUUCUCCUUUACUUCAUAUUCUUGAUUAUCAGUGUAAUGUUAGAAGAUCGAAUCAUAUCCUGUCCCAUCUCCAUUUGAGUCAGUCUUGAAGCCAAUGCUAUUGAACAAAGAACAAAUGCACAUGUGAUGUUCCUCUGUGGAUCAUUGUAUUUCCCAAAGGAUGAACUCUACCCAUGGAGCUGUGGCUCAAGAGGGUGUCUGGGAUGUUUCACAGUAAGCAAUGUCAGGAACUGGAGGCUUGAUGGUGACUUAGUUUUAUAUUUGACUGAUGGAAUAUUCUUUUCUGAGGGGCUCUUCCCUGGACAUCAUACUCUAUAGCCAGCACACUAAGACUAUAGGUGUAAUUGAAAUUAGAGAACUAAUUAUUUUUAAAAUAAGGGGUAGAUGAAAGGGACUAUUGAAAAUAGCCUUCACUAUUACAUCGUUCCCUAGCCACAUCUAAGGGACUCCUGGAGACUCUGAAUUUUACCAAUCUCCUUUAGGCUCUAAACCAGAUUAUUCAAACUAGCAGACCUGGUUUCUGUAUCUCCUGCGCUAAGCAAAUAUGGUGCUCUGUUUUUCUCCCUUUUUCUUAAGUGAGGUACCCAUCCAAUUUAUAGUCAAAUUAUGUUUUUGAAUUCAGGUAAAAGUCACUAGUAAGAAGCAGCAUGAUGAGAAGUAAACACUGUUCACAGAUUCAAUUUAUCUUGAGAUUAAUUUUGAGCAUUUGAACAAUUUUGUUUUAAACAAGAGGGUGCAUGAGUUAAAUUUCCUCACAUGUAUCAAUCAUCUCUAGCUUAGAAGGGGAAAAGUUUAAUCUCCUAAGAAUAUGAGCACUUUUGCAAAAGAGGAAGGAGUAGGACUAAUGAAAAGUGAUUUUUCUCUCACAUUAGGACUAAUGGGAGUGAGGUAGA